GUACCCCAUAACUAUUUAGUGUUAUUAUCUGCAUGAUUUCUCUAUCAUUGUUUCUUAUAAAACCGUUUAUAAAAUAUCAUUAAUUGUCCAAAAAUAGACACUAUAGUUAUGUCGAAGAAUUACAUAAAUGCGCUUUUGAAGCCUUUUCGUGAGAGUAAAGUUGUAGAAAGCUUGUUAAAAUUGUUUGAGUCCGGGUCAAAUAAGUCUUCUAGUGCGAUUGGAACUAUUAAACAUGAGGUCCCGGCGAGCAGGGCGGGUGUUGCCCAGUACAGCACCGGAGUACGUAAAGUUACAUUAAUCCCUGGUCAUGGAAUUGGACCUGAGAUCACGGUAGCCGUACAAAAAAUAUUCGAAGCCGCCAAAGUGCCUAUUGAAUGGGAUGAGGUGGACGUUACAGCUGUUAGGGGUCCAGAUGGCAAGUUUGGUAUUCCCCAAAGGGCUAUUGACUCUGUAAAUGAAAACAAAAUAGGUCUUAAAGGACCCUUAAUGACCCCAGUUGGUAAAGGCUAUCGCUCUCUUAACUUAGCUCUACGUAAGGAGUUUGACUUAUAUGCAAAUGUGCGACCUUGCAAGAGUUUAGAUGGAAUCAAGACAUUAUACGAUAACGUGGACGUAGUUACCAUCCGUGAGAACACCGAGGGUGAAUACUCAGGUAUUGAGCACGAAAUCGUGGACGGAGUCGUCCAAUCCAUCAAGUUGAUUACUGAGGAAGCCAGUAAGAGAGUUGCGGAGUUCGCCUUCCAAUUCGCAAAGGACAACAAAAGGAAGAAGGUCACUGCAGUACACAAGGCUAACAUUAUGCGUAUGUCAGACGGUCUUUUCCUUCGGUGUUGUCGUGAGAUGGCUACUAAGUACCCUGAUAUCAAGUUUGAGGAGAGAUACCUCGACACUGUAUGUCUUAACAUGGUUCAAGAUCCAUCAAAGUUCGAUGUGUUGGUGAUGCCCAACCUGUAUGGAGACAUCAUGUCGGACAUGUGUUCAGGUCUGGUCGGAGGUUUAGGUUUGACUCCUUCUGGAAAUAUCGGCAAGAAUGGAGCGCUCUUUGAGUCUGUGCAUGGUACGGCGCCAGCCAUCGCGGGACAAGACAAGGCGAAUCCUACGGCUUUACUACUCUCCGGUGUUAUGAUGCUGCGAUACAUGCGUCUAUCAGAACAAGCUGAUAAAAUUGAAAAUGCCUGCUUCACUGUCCUAAAGGAGGGAAAGGUUCUUACUGAAGACCUUGGAGGCAACAGCACUUGUUCAGCGUUCACAGAAGAGAUUAUCAAGAACCUCGCUUAAAUUGAUCUAAAAUUUUCUCUUAGGUAGCUAAAGUUAGUGGUCUAUCGGUCGUUUGAUAAUUAUUGGUGAAGUUUUUACAUACAAUGUACGCGUUCAGACUUCAUACAUGUUUUUCCUGAGAUUAAUUCUAUAUUUAUAGAAAAUAUCUUUUUUUUAUUACUUGAAAUCGGUUUAAACGCGACGACUGUUAGAUAUGUUUGACCCAGUAAUGUUAAACGUAAUUUAAUUGUUAUGUGUUAUUUAUAUUUAACAUACAUAAAUUAAUGAAAUUGUGAAAGUUUCAGCCAUGUAUUUACAGUAUUGACAAUAGCAAUAAGUUUGUGAAUUUAAUUCUUUUGGUAAUUUGUAACUCAACAUCUGUUUUCAUCAAAUGCAAUGUUAUUUUAAGAUUAAGUUAAGUUUGAAUUUAACCAAAUGAGUAUUAUUUUAGUUAGAUCUGCUGAGUAUUUGAAAUUAGCUUCCGUGAGAGGAACAGUUAGAUCUUAACGAAAUAAAAUUAUUAUUUGACUAGCUUUGUCUUAUGAGAAAAAAUUUAAGAUUAAAUAAUUUAACAAAAAUUGUGCUCCUUUGUACAAUAUGAAACUACCAAUGUCUGUAAUGUUUUAUUUAUUUUAAUGUUAAAAUACUAUGAAGACUGGCAACUUUACUAAAAUUAAAUUAAGCUCAUAUGAUAAUGUUGCCAGGCGUGUGAGCUAAUUGUUACCAGUUAAUAUUAGUGAGAAAUGGCUGUUUCAAUGUAUCGUGUUGUUGUUAAGGUUAAUAUUAACAUUUGUUGGCUAUUGACGCUAGUAAACACACCCUUGAAACAUGGCAACACCAAGGUGGAAAAAAAUUGUAACUGUGUUGCCACUUGAUAUUUACUAUGCGUAAUUAGCGACAUAUGUUUCAGUUUAAAGUAUGCCUUAGUGAAUUUUAAUUUAACUUAGGUUUACAAUAUUGCUAUUCUGUAAGAUUUAGCUACUUAUUAUUUUCUUCCUUGGCUCGUUCCAAAUGCAUUUUGAUUUAUGUAUUUUUUUAUUAUUUUACAGUAUUGUAUUAAAAUCAAGUGUUUAUUCAGAUUAUUCUGACAAUAAAAACAAUAUGCAUUAAUUAAAGUACUUAUGAUGUUUUUCUAGAUUAAUCUUAAUUUAUGUAGUACAAAAUCCGAAGGAAAUUGUUAUUUUAUUUUAUUCCUCUCGACUUUCCCAGACAUCCUAGCGUAACCAUGAUUUCGAAACAAAUCUAAAAAAAGCUAUUCAAGGUAUGCCAGGUAUGUACCACAUAUUUCCGUACAUGUAGAGCGUAUAAUAUAUUUUAGAAUUGCGCACAGAUAUGGAGU
Molecule: messenger RNA, 2596 nt
Organism: Pieris rapae (cabbage white)
Lineage: Eukaryota; Metazoa; Arthropoda; Insecta; Lepidoptera; Pieridae
Gene: Idh3a
Product: probable isocitrate dehydrogenase [NAD] subunit alpha, mitochondrial
Exons: 7
Coding region: 109-1278 (389 amino acids)
Biological process (GO): isocitrate metabolic process; tricarboxylic acid cycle
Cellular component (GO): mitochondrion
Molecular function (GO): magnesium ion binding; isocitrate dehydrogenase (NAD+) activity; NAD binding
Source: RefSeq, a predicted model, not a curated record